Messenger RNA from Rosa rugosa (rugosa rose), 1702 nucleotides. RefSeq lists its product as uncharacterized. The transcript has 10 exons. NCBI's taxonomy places the organism in Eukaryota, Viridiplantae, Streptophyta, Magnoliopsida, Rosales, Rosaceae. Bases 242 to 1534 code for a protein of 430 amino acids. The record is from RefSeq and is a predicted model, not a curated record.
GCUGCUGGGUCAAAAAAAAAAACACUCUGAACAGUACCACUUCCCAUAAAUACAACUCACAAGUCGCAACAAAUGCGUUACCAAUCGGAAUCCGUUAACUUGAUCUGAAUUUCGUUUCAAAAACUCGUCGGAAAACCGCUUAAUUUCCCCGCCUACAUUACUAAGCUUCAUUUCACUGCUCACACUUGGGACACUUAUAUAUAUCCUCUUUCUCCCUCUCUCUUGAAAAGUUGAAAACCACAUGAUUGCAGCCACUUCUCCUGUCAACUCCGCAUCCCCGAUCCCCGCCCCGAACCCGACCCGAACCCGCCUCCCGCGCCAGCUCCGCCUAGGGUUUCCUUCCUUCUCCGAGCCAAGGCUCUGUGCGACGCGGCCCAGGAUGGACUUCCUGCACAGAAUCGUAGGCGGAGGCUGCUUCCGGGGAUCCACGCGCCAGGGGCUGAAGGUCGAGAUUGAUAGCGGCGGCGAGGAUAUCUUCGAUGCCGCCGCCGCCGCCGCCAACAACGCCGUUCCCGAACAUCUCGUCGUCAUGGUCAAUGGAAUUAUCGGCAGUGCUUCAGAUUGGAGAUAUGCUGCAGAUCAGUUUGUGAAAAAGCUUCCUGAUAAAGUAAUUGUGCACCGCAGUGAAUGUAACUCUUCUAGAUUGACAUUUGAUGGAGUUGACUUGAUGGGUGAGAGGCUAGCUGAGGAGGUAUUAGCUGUUAUCAGAAAAAGGUCAGAGGUGCGGAAAAUUUCCUUUGUCGCUCACUCUUUGGGGGGGUUGGUUGCAAGGUAUGCUAUCGGGAGGCUGUACGAACCUUUUCCAAAACCCGAACCCUCAGGUGAUAAUGGUAAUUGCUUAAUUGAAGCGAAUACAAAUAAUUUGACACAAUCCCUUGACCAGCCUCACCAAGGUACGAUUGCUGGAUUACAAGCUAUGAAUUUUAUAACGGUUGCAACACCACAUCUUGGCUCAAGGGGAAAUAAACAGCUCCCAUUUCUCUGUGGUCUUCCCUUUCUUGAAAGAAGAGCUUCUCAAGCUGCCCACUUUAUUGCGGGGAGAUCCGGGAAGCAUCUCUUCCUAACAGAUAAAGACGAUGGCAAACCUCCCCUUCUUCUUCGAAUGGUUAAUGACUCUGACGACCUGAAAUUCGUGUCAGCAUUACGUGCAUUUAAGCGUCGUGUGGCAUAUGCUAAUGCAAAUUUUGAUCAUAUGGUUGGGUGGAGAACAUCAUCGAUUCGACGUCAACAUGAACUUCCGAAGUCCAAUCUACUUGUAACAGAUGAGAAAUAUCCACAUAUUGUACAUGUGAAACAAGAAACUUUUGAUGAUAUUCAUAAUAAUGCAUCUUCUGCUGCUGAAAACCAAAAUAUUGACUUGGAAGAGGCGAUGAUCAGAGGUCUCACUCAAAUACCAUGGGAACGUGUAGAUGUCAGCUUUCAAAAGAGCCGACAAAGAUACAUUGCUCAUAAUACCAUUCAGGUCAAAAGGUAUUGGUUGAAUUCUGAUGGUGCUGAUGUGGUUUUCCAUAUCAUAGAUUACUUCCUUCUCUAAGGCUUUUUUAAGUUUUAUUUUUUAGGAAUAGGUGAUUGAGCAAUGGAACUGUUACGUUAUGAUCGCUAUCAUCAUUUUUAAAGUUUAUCAUUGUACAUUAUACCGAUGAUGUUGUGAUGUAUCAUAUGUAUAUUUGAUGUCAAAUGUAAAUUCAUUCAUUAUUUGUAA